AUGUCAUCAUCAAGAUCUGGACGACAUGGCCACGGAAGCUCUCGCAGUGGCAGACAAUCCUCGGUUCAGCAACUUAUCGAGUCGCUCCGUACGCACAGGGUAAACACGCUCACCGAACUCUGCCGAAUCGAAAGAGUGGCUGCAAGCUGCGAGAACGAAGAAGAUGCCCAAGCAUUCCAGGCGCCUAUGACUUCUGCGUGGGACUACUAUGUCAACAGCAACCAGUUCCUCACGGAGCUAAGAGGCUUAACGCGAAAUUAUCCCAUUUCAGGGGAUCUGGUCAACCAGGCACAUUAUCUGGUUACGAAUGACCCAAACUCGAACCGUAGCUGGAACUUGGCGUGGCUCUGUCUUAUCAAGAUCCGUGACGAGGGCCUGAUUCCUACCUAUGCACAGGCAGAUGCCUGGCGAAGAGAGAUGUGGGGUGGCCGUGACCCUACACAGGAAGAGGCCGAUCAACUCGCCCAAUGCUUUGAGUAUGAGUGGACUCAGGCAGUUGAGAACAUGUUACGACAUUGGCCUUCAUCCCCAACUUGGUACUAA
Hypoxylon fragiforme is the source of this 543-nucleotide messenger RNA. RefSeq lists its product as uncharacterized. The transcript is spliced from 3 exons. The coding region runs from base 1 to 543 and encodes 180 amino acids. NCBI's taxonomy places the organism in Eukaryota, Fungi, Ascomycota, Sordariomycetes, Xylariales, Hypoxylaceae. The record is from RefSeq and is a predicted model, not a curated record.